CAACGAAUUCUGCUUGUCGUCCAUCUGCUGUUCAUGACUAGUAACAAGACUUAUUCUCCAUAACCAACAAGGCCAUCGCGAACGAUAGAAAAGUAACUGAGGACUUUAGUAUACGCUGUAGGUAAAAGACGUGUGGUUACGCCGAGUGUAGGCCUUGUCAUGGUUUCCUUCCCUCUCUCCAAGGCUCAACUUUGCUAGUGCAUACUUGUUGCAAACACUUUAGGACACUUUUUGAAGCGCAAUGUCGUCAGAUGCCACCUUAUCUCUCCAUCCCGCUCCUCGAGCAACCCGUCGUAGUAUGGGGCAAUCUGACUCGACCGCUGGCACAAAACGGAAAGCCCCUGUGGAGGAUACUAGUGACACCGCUUUGGCUCACCGAGUUGCAAACGCUGCACAGCUGCACUAUGUACAACCACCCACAACAGAGCUAAUGGAAGCGGGUCUACCCAAUGGUCAAAAUGGCACCAUUCCGUCUGACAACCUGAACAUUGGAGUCACAUCAAAAACAACUAGGCGAAAAACCAAACGCCAACGUGUCUCUGAGCCUGUAGACAACCUGUCUGAGAGUCCAACUCCCCAAACUCCAAAGUCUCACAUAUCUCCUAAAUCUGGUCUGCCCGCAGAGCACGAACCGGCAGAUAUUGAACCAAUUAACGGGAAAUUUUCUGUUCCUACAUCGCCCGAGCCGAUUCUCACUACCACCAUCCCUCAAAUCAACAAUAGCCAUCCGAGUCCACCAGACGUGGAACGUUCGAAAGAUCACGGACGAAGUGCAGCCCAGACCAGCGAUAUGGAGCCUUCUAAUGAUGACUCUUUCCUACCAAGCUCCCCCACCCUUCCAACACCGUAUAGAGCUUCUACCAGAGCGACCGCCGGUCGUACCGCCCGAAAGACACAGAUACCACCUUCUCACGAGCAUAAUACGCGAAGAAGAGCAAAGGUCACAACAGCUCCCACGUCAUCCGAGCGCAUAGCCGCACCGGUUUCCCGGCAAUUGCCAUUUGCCAAUGGUGGAUCGGUGAUAAAUCUGAAGACGAAAGCCCCAUUGACUAACGGUCCGCAGCCACGUGCUGCCGGCGCAGAAGAUGACGCUAUAAACGAUGUGAUGCUGUUUGAUGAUGAAAUCAGGGCAGACGAUGACGAGGACACCGUUAAAAAGAAGCUGCUCGUAAAAGCCGCAAAGGAAGAAAUGGUUAGAAUUGGUCAGGACUAUGCCAAGCUCAGAGAUCGUCGCAUACAGCUUGAGCUUGACGCCAUUGAACUCGAACAAGAGCAAAUUAGAAAAGGUACACAUCUAUGCUAUGCGGAGUUGGACGCCAAAUAUAAAGGCAUAGAGAAAGUCAACAUGAACCGGCAACGCAUGCAGAGGGAAUACGCCCAUGUACAAUACGAGGCGGCCGUCAAGCAAGCGAAUGAUACAUUUAUCGAUCGACGUGGUGAUACGCGACGAAAGAUGAUCGACUCAAUAAAUGCAAAAAAAUGGAAAAUGGUCGCAGAGAAGCUUAGAAAUGACGAGCAAGAGCUCUGGGCUUUUGAACCAACACCCGCAGAAACAUUCGUGCGCAAACGGCAAAUAGAAAUAGAUCAACUCAAGCGCUCAACCACAGGCAUUCCACCCUACGCCGCCAAAUAUCCUUCCCCCAUCAAACGCAAGCUGCAAGAGAACAAACGACGAGGCGGACGAGUGAUCGUUCCUCCACGACUCUGCGAGGGCUUGCAAAAGUCGGAAAUAGACAUGGAUCUUGACAUCAUCAGAGCGUAUCAGCAAGCAGGACCUUCUGCAUCGGUUGAUCAGUGAUAUGACCCAAUACCUUUGGACUAUGUGACUGACGGGGAAGCGGAACAGCUGUUGACACUCUACUUUGCUCCCCUCAACAUCCUUUCCCCCAACCCUUGCAACCUGUAUCUUCAUCAACUGCACACUCACCACCGCGCGAGCAUCGCCCACACUCAACCAAUACCCCAACAAUGUAAUUCCCAACCUUGGAAUUUUUGUUGUUUCCAAGAUUCUUUGGAAUCUCUCAUCAGAGUCUGUGGGCAUCUGUAAAUAGUAGUCUUCAUUCUGUUCUAUAGAUUAUUCAAUCAUCAAAGCUCAUUUAUUGUUAAGGGAAAC
Spizellomyces punctatus DAOM BR117 is the source of this 2113-nucleotide messenger RNA. RefSeq lists its product as uncharacterized. Lineage: Eukaryota; Fungi; Chytridiomycota; Chytridiomycetes; Spizellomycetales; Spizellomycetaceae. Bases 242 to 1798 code for a protein of 518 amino acids. The record is from RefSeq and is a predicted model, not a curated record. The transcript has 9 exons.